UUGAGUGGCAACUACGGAAACAUGAGUGGCGGUAUACAAAGUGAAGCCAUGGAGGAUUUGACUGGUGGGCUCUGCGAGAGCAUUGAUUUAGAGCCAAAAAAACGACCCAAAGAUCUGCCAGAGCUACUUAUCAGCUACACCUAUCGCUGCUGUUUGAUGGGCGUUUCUGCAGAAUCUGGUUAUGCUGAUAAUGUAAGAAUAUGUUUUGAUUGGCAGGCACUGAAACCGAAAGCUAUGAUUGAAUAUGCUAAAGGAAAGACCCACCUUAGUGAAACAGAUACCCAAAUCAAAUUAACAUAA
Messenger RNA from Protopolystoma xenopodis, 300 nucleotides. The record is from the annotation of a GenBank genome assembly. NCBI's taxonomy places the organism in Eukaryota, Metazoa, Platyhelminthes, Monogenea, Polystomatidea, Polystomatidae.